This is a messenger RNA of Amphimedon queenslandica, 3475 nucleotides long. RefSeq names its product acyl-CoA dehydrogenase family member 10. Gene Ontology annotation, molecular function: oxidoreductase activity, acting on the CH-CH group of donors; flavin adenine dinucleotide binding. Lineage: Eukaryota; Metazoa; Porifera; Demospongiae; Haplosclerida; Niphatidae. The record is from RefSeq and is a predicted model, not a curated record. The transcript is spliced from 23 exons. Bases 76 to 3252 code for a protein of 1058 amino acids.
ACACUUCCACCCACUCUCUAUUAACAAUGGCGUCUUUUUGAAGGGUUAUGCAUGACGGAGUAACUAUUGGACAAUAUGAUCUCGGCUUUUAAGUGGAUCCCCUCCAUUACUCGAAGUGUAGUAACAAUAGCUGUUAGAAGAUACACUAGAACUCAAUUAUUUGAAUAUAAAAGAUGUAGCAGUUAUACUUUAUCAUCCUCCUCCAACCUCUUUUCUUACUCUCGUCACCUCUCGACUCUCAGGGACUCUGCUAAGAAACCCAAAGCAGUUAUAUUUGACAUAGGAGGUGUCGUUAUCCCCUCCCCUUUUCCUCUCAUUGAGCGAUUUGAGAGGAACCACCGGCUACCGAUAGGAUCCAUAAAUGCAACAAUUAAACAUUACGGACACGAUGGGGCAUUCAAAAAAUUGGAGAGAGGGGAGAUCACACUUGAGGGAUUCUGUGUACCCUUUUCUACCGAGUACUCCGAAUUUAAUAGUAUUAUGUUAUCCCCGGAAAAGGUAUGGGGGCUGGCACGGGGUCUAGGUGGGCUUGACGUUACCUUGAAACCUUUUAAAGAAGUCGUUGGCUUGAUGAGUCAGUUGAAGAAGGCCGGGAUCAAGGUGGCCAUUAUAACUAAUAAUUUCAAAUUUGACGACGGGAAAACUGUCCUACCGACUGAGAAAUUAGAAGACGUUGAUGUUUUUAUUCAGUCUUGCAUUGAAGGGAUAAGUAAACCAGAUCCCCUUAUAUAUGAGAGGGCAUUAGAGAUGUUAGGGACGAAGGGAGAGGAGACUGUCUUUCUUGAUGACAUAGGUAGCAAUCUCAAAGCAGCUGCUAAUUUAGGUAUCACGACCAUCAAGGUUGACGAUGUUGGUAAAGCUAUUAGAGAAGUAGAGGACAUUGUGUUUGAUACCAGUGCACCUAAAGGUACUUCAGUUCCAAGUCCUAAGCUUCAGUUACCGAUUGAGUCCCUCACUCGUUACCUUCAAGAAACUCACGGUCUUUCCCAGGAAGGUCCUCCAUUGAUAAGGUCGUUUGAUCACGGGCAGUCUAAUCCGACGUAUUACAUUGAGUGUGGUGGAUCAAAACUUGUACUAAGGAAAAAACCACCUGGAAAGUUGCUACCUUCAGCACAUGCAGUGGAAAGAGAAUACAGGGUUAUGAAAGCUGUGAAAGAUUACAACGUCCCAGUACCAAAUUUGCUGUCAUUAUGUGAAGAUGAAAGUAUUGUCGGGACUCCAUUUUAUCUAAUGGAAUACGUUGAGGGUAGGAUAUUCAAAGAUGCUUCGCUGCCUUCUUUAAAACCUGACGAAAGAAACGGGAUUUAUUCAAGAAUGUGCGAGGCAUUGGCUUCAAUACAUAACGUCAGCAUAGAAAAGGCUAACCUUUACGACUAUGGAAAACAAGGUAAUUACGUGCGUAGACAAAUCGAUCGCUGGUCAAAACAAUAUCGCUCAAGCAUGACCCACGAGAUACCAGCAAUGGAAGAGCUGUUGCCGUGGUUACAGUCUAACACCCCCGAGAGUGACACAACCACAAUUGUUCACGGAGACUUUCGGUUGGAUAACUUGAUAUUUUCGGCAGAUUCUAGUUCAGUUCUCGGAGUGUUGGAUUGGGAGUUGUCUACAUUAGGAGAUCCUUUAUCUGAUUUAGCUAAUGCUUGCUUGGCUUAUCACAGGCCACAUGAUAAUCCUCUUUUUGUUGGAUUAUCUGGUCUUAAUCUUUCAUCGCUGGGUAUUCCGAGUGAGGAAGAGUUUUUAGCUCAAUAUUGUGAACUGAGAGGAAUGUCUUCGAUACCAAACUGGUCCUUUUAUAUGGCAUUCACUUUCUUUCGGGUGGCGGCCAUUUUACAAGGAGUUUACAAGAGAUCAUUAACUAAUCAGUCAAGUGCUGCCAAUUCUAAACAAGUUGGUCUAAUGGCCGAGAGUUUUGCUGAACAAGGAUGGUCCAUAGCUUGUGGGGGUAGGGGAUCUGGUACAAGCCACUCCCCUUUUAGUGGGCGUCGGUCUUUUUCAACACACUCCUCUUCAGCAGCUACGACAGAUCUACUGGUGAGUAAUGUGUCUGGUUUUCCGUCUCAUCUCCAAACGCUAAGAGAGAAACUUUUAGAUUUUAUGGAGACUGAAUUUUAUCCUAACGAGAGGGUUCUUCAAGAGCACCAGAGUUCUGCCAGCAGGUGGAAACCACAUCCUCUAAUUGACAAACUCAAAGAUAAAGCAAGGCGUAUUGGUCUGUGGAAUUUGUUUUUGCCAAUUGAGACUGAUCCCAACUGCUUGUAUGGGAGAGGACUGACUAACCUUGAAUAUGCUCACCUAGCAGAAAUAAUGGGACAAUCUAUAUUUGCCUCUGAAGUUUUCAACUGCAGUCCACCCGAUACCGGCAAUAUGGAAGUACUGGUACGGUAUGGAACAGAAGAGCAAAAAUCUCACUGGUUGCUUCCAUUACUAAAUGGAGACAUUAGAUCUUGUUUUGCAAUGACCGAACCAAAUGUGGCUUCAUCUGAUGCCACUAAUAUCCAGUCGUCCAUUGUCUGUGACGGUGAUCAUUAUGUUUUAAACGGACACAAGUGGUGGAUAUCUGGAGCAAUGGACCCUCGCUGUGCCAUUUGUAUAUUCAUGGGCAAGACGGAUCCACAGGGACUGAAACACAAGCAACAGUCGAUGGUUUUGGUUCCCAUGGAUACUCCAGGUGUACAUGUGUUGCGUCCGCUUACCGUAUUUGGAUAUGAUGACGCUCCUUCUGGUCAUGCUGAGAUCAUUUUUGAAAAUGUUCGAGUUCCGAGAGAAAAUUUGCUCCUUGGAGAAGGGCGUGGCUUUGAAAUUGCUCAGGGAAGAUUAGGCCCUGGAAGGAUCCAUCAUUGUAUGAGGUUGAUUGGAUUAGCUGAACGAUCGUUAGAACUAAUGAAUAAAAGAGUGCAAAGUAGAGUGGCAUUUGGUAAGACACUGAGCCAGUUUGAUACUAUCAUCAGUGACAUAGCUCAGUCUAGACUAGAGAUAGAGCAGGCCAGACUGUUAACAUUAAAAGCAGCUCACAAGAUGGAUACUGUUGGUAACAAGGUAGCACGUAGUGAGAUAGCAAUGAUUAAAGUUGUUGCUCCUAACAUAGCACAAAGAGUAAUUGACAGGGCGAUACAGGCACAUGGUGCUCUUGGUCUUUCCGAAGACGUUCCUUUGGCACAAUUUUUUGCCUGGUCAAGGAUCCUGAGGUUUGCCGAUGGUCCAGAUGAAGUACACAAAACUUCCAUUGGGAAGUCGGAAUUAAAAAGAAAUUAGACAUUUUAUUGGCAUUUUAAAAGAAAUAAUUAUUAUUACACAAAAAUAUCUGUGACGAACAAGACUUGUGCGGAUAUAAAUCUACAUAAUUAUUCAUGAUAAAUGCAAUAAAAAAAAAGAAAAGAACAUACCAGUCUUGAUAAAAAUUUUAACAACACAAGACAAAUGAGUUAAAAUUGACAGUAAUGACAUCUAAAUCUGCUACUUGCAGUUCAAUUUGUGG